Molecule: messenger RNA, 1311 nt
Organism: Caenorhabditis remanei
Lineage: Eukaryota; Metazoa; Nematoda; Chromadorea; Rhabditida; Rhabditidae
Exons: 9
Coding region: 1-1311 (436 amino acids)
Biological process (GO): regulation of transcription by RNA polymerase II; nervous system development
Cellular component (GO): SWI/SNF complex; NuA4 histone acetyltransferase complex
Molecular function (GO): chromatin binding
Source: RefSeq, a predicted model, not a curated record
AUGAGCGGAGCAGUCUACGGUGGAGAUGAAGUCAGCGGAUUGGUUUUCGACGCUGGAUCUCAAUCUUUCCGAGUUGGAUUUGCCGGUGAGGAAUAUCCAAAGGGAGACAUUCCAUCAUAUAUCGCUGUUCAAGAGUCUCUGCCCGAUGAUGUUAUCGAGAAAGAUGAAGCUAUGGAAACAGGUGACAAUUCUAAUGUGCAAACCAAACGCGAGAAAAACUUCUACAUUGGAACUACCAAAAUUAUUGUGCCACGAGCCAGAACAACUAUGGAAAAUUUCAUGAAAGAAGGAUUGAUCGAAGAUUGGGAUUUGUUCGAAAAGAUUGUUGAGCACUCAUACGAGAAUAUUCUCUACUCGAACCCAUCUGAGCAUCCAGUUUUGUUCUCUGAAAGCGCUUGGAAUGACCGUGGGCGUCGUGAAAAGCUCACUGAGCUUAUGUUCGAAAAGUUCCAAGUUCCGGCCUAUUAUCUGUCGAAGAACGUUGUCCUCUCCUGUUUUGCUCAAGGCCGUACUCACGGAUUGAUGGUUGAUUCGGGAGCGAGUCAAACCUCGGUUGUUCCAGUUUUCGAUGGAUACGCAGUCACUCAUGCUGUUGUUAAAUGCCCGAUUGGUGGUGAUGUGAUCGCUGAUCAACUGGCUAAUAUGCUCGAACAACAGAACGUUGAUUUGGUACCAACAUACAAAAUUGCUGGAAAAGAAGAAGUCAGCGAGGGAGAUCCAGCGAAAUGGACACCGAAAAAGAAUCUCCCAGAGGUUACUCCAAGCUACGAUAAGUUUAUGAAAAAGAUGAUUCUCGAAGAUAUGGCGGCGACUAUGCUUCAAUUGUGUGACACCAACAUUGACAUGGAUUACGUUGAAAAACUUCCAUCAACACCAUACGCGUUCCCCAAUGGAUACACGAAAGAGUUUGGAGCAGAGAGAAUUAAGCUUCCAGAGUGUUUGUUCGAUAUAAACUACCUCAAAACUGACCAAAAGAAAGAAGGACUUAUGACAGUGGCACAAAUGGCAGCAACAUCAGCCAAUCUUGCUGAUAUCGACAUCAGACCAACAUUGUUCUCAAACGUCACCGUCACAGGAGGAAACUCGUUGAUUCUCGGAUUCACUGAACGACUCAACUACGCUCUCGCUACGAAGUGUCCACCGACGAUAAAACUUCGUGUCUUCGCAGCACCAACCCCUCAGGAACGAAAGUACGGAGCAUGGAUUGGAGGAUCUAUUCUCGGAUCAUUGGGAACAUUCCAACAAAUGUGGGUCAGUAAAGCCGAGUACGAUGAGACUGGCAAGGUCAUUGUCGAUAAAAAGUGCCCAUAA